Messenger RNA from Stylophora pistillata, 443 nucleotides. RefSeq lists its product as uncharacterized. NCBI's taxonomy places the organism in Eukaryota, Metazoa, Cnidaria, Anthozoa, Scleractinia, Pocilloporidae. The record is from RefSeq and is a predicted model, not a curated record.
AAUCAGGUGUUGGUAGGUCUGGUUCCCUGUCUCAACCCUGUUUACAACAUACAGAGUGCAAAAUCUGUUUACCCACUGGCCAUUGCCAAUUGUAAAGAAAACAGGGAAAGCCUGAAAGUACUUUUAAAGGAUGUAAAUGAACAAAAGAGAAUCAUCAAGAACCAAGGAAUUUUUGUUGAUGGCAUGAAGUUCAAUGUAGAAUUUGAGGCUUCAUUGGACUACAAAACACUGAUCCUUCUUUUGGUAAAGAAAGGGGAUCUUGAUUUUCAACUUGGUGGUCGAGGGGUAGAUGUAGAAUUCUGCUUUAUAUGCAAUGCAAUCAGGGGUUGCAAAUGUCAUGAAGUGGCCCCAGAUGAAACCUGCCUAGAAUGCCUACGAAGCAAGUGUAACAUAGGCAGGUAUACUUUAAGUUUAGCCAUUCAUGAUCAUUAAAUAAUGCACAG